CGUGGAGGGGGGUGGUUGUAUUGACAGUGCUGGGCGGCAGACUGUGGACUCUCAGUAAACAUCAGUUAGUCAUUCACGCAGGAAACACAACCAAGCAUUGCCAUUAACGCCAUCAAGUGUGAUUGACAUGUGUCGCCUAGCCUUCUACGCGUGCGUCGCUGUCGCAAUGUGGGCAGAGGCAACGCUCAGUCUGUCGGUGUUUUCUGACCCUCCGGAGGCACAUAUGCUGCUACGGUCCCGUCGGGCCAACUCUUUCCUGGAGGAGCUGAAGGACCCUUCCUUGGAACGUGAGUGUAUGGAGGAGACCUGCAACUUUGAGGAGGCCAUAGAGAUCUUCAAGACCAGAGAGGCUACACUGGAGUUCUGGACGAAAUACUCAGACGGGGACCAGUGUGUAUCCCACAAAUGUGUGCACGGAACAUGCAUGGACAUGUUUCAUGACUACAACUGCCGCUGUAACCACGGAUACGAGGGAAAAUACUGCGACUACAUUCAAACGGCAACAAACUGCAGCGUGAACAAUGGUGACUGCGACCAUGAUUGUUCUGAGAGCAAGGACGGUAUGAAUCGAACAUGCAGCUGCGUGGUUGGCUACGUGUUGCACCGCAACGACAGGACGUGUGUCCCUAAAGGAGUGUCAUCUUGCGGGCAGCUUCUGAUCGGUCGCUCGUCCUACACCAAGCCCAUGGAUGGCCUCAUGCCCUGGAUGGUGGGGGGCGAGGUAGGCAAGAGGGGUGAGAGUCCUUGGCAGGUGCUGCUGCAGAACGCCAAAGGACGCUUUCACUGCGGCGGGGUACUCAUUGACGAGAGCUGGGUCCUGACAGCGGCACACUGCCUGGAAGACAACCUCCGUCUGCGGGUGCGACUUGGAGACUAUGAGCGUUUACGCAAAGAGGGCAGUGAGGUGACCUUGAAAGUCAUCGAGGCCUUCAGACAUCCCAACUACGACAGCACGACAGUGGACAACGAUAUUGCCUUGCUGCGCCUGGAAAGCCCCGCUCCUUUCUCCGAGUACAUUCUACCCGUAUGCUUGCCUGGCCGCAAGCUGGCCGAGAACGUGCUUCACCGCAACGGAACAUCCACGGUGGUGACGGGGUGGGGCAAGGACAGUCUGGACAGCACCCGCUUCAGCUCGGCACUCAAUGUCAUCCGAGUGCCGCUGGUCAGCCACGACGUUUGCGCUGGCUUAAUGUCACACAACAUCACCAAUAAUGUGCUGUGCGGCGGCAUCCUGGGCCAAAGCAUCGAUGCCUGCGAGGGCGACAGCGGCGGUCCAAUGGUGACGCUCUAUGGCAACACCUGGUUCUUGGUGGGGCUGGUGUCUUGGGGCGAGGGCUGCGGCCGUGAGGACAAGCUGGGCAUCUACACCAAAGUGUCCAACUACAAUGAGUGGAUUGACACCGUGCGUGAAAAUUGGGACAAAAGAGGACACCCUCCAGAACCAUGAUGUGCACGUGUGCGCGACCUUACAAUAAACUCAUCUUUCACGUG
Messenger RNA from Doryrhamphus excisus (bluestripe pipefish), 1491 nucleotides. RefSeq names its product protein C (inactivator of coagulation factors Va and VIIIa), a (gene proca). Gene Ontology annotation, molecular function: calcium ion binding; serine-type endopeptidase activity. Gene Ontology annotation, biological process: proteolysis; blood coagulation. Gene Ontology annotation, cellular component: extracellular region. The record is from RefSeq and is a predicted model, not a curated record. Lineage: Eukaryota; Metazoa; Chordata; Actinopteri; Syngnathiformes; Syngnathidae.